Messenger RNA from Seriola aureovittata, 1768 nucleotides. It is a transcript of the gene fxn, whose product is annotated as frataxin. Gene Ontology annotation, cellular component: mitochondrion. The record is from RefSeq and is a predicted model, not a curated record. The transcript has 6 exons. Gene Ontology annotation, biological process: iron incorporation into metallo-sulfur cluster; intracellular iron ion homeostasis. Gene Ontology annotation, molecular function: ferrous iron binding; ferric iron binding; iron chaperone activity. Bases 95 to 769 code for a protein of 224 amino acids. Lineage: Eukaryota; Metazoa; Chordata; Actinopteri; Carangiformes; Carangidae.
AGCAGAGUAAACCCAAGCAGAGGACAAGGAAGAAGAGCACCAGGAAGCGCAAGACACAGGGAACAACGGCGACCCAGCUGUUGUCCGGUCCAUCAUGUUGUCCUUCACUAGAGUUCCUCGUGUUUCUUCACACAUUUUUCUCCUCGUGAACCCGCAGCUUCACGUGGCGACGGCGCAGAGCUCGAGGAGCCUCUGUCCCCAGCUCACGAGCGUGUCUCACCUCCCGGGGCUUCGUUCGUUCACUACGCACACGCUGCCGGGCCGCGCUGUCACCUGUCACCCGCCGAACAGAUAUCUGACCUCAGGUUUUCUGUGUCAGUGGUUUGAGAGCAGAGUUGGUGGAGACAAGUGGAGGAGGAACAUCCAACUGACCACUCCAAGGCUGGAGAACCUCACCCCUGUGCAGAUAAGUGAGCUGUCUGAAGCAGCGUACGAGAAGCUGGCGGACGAGACUCUGGAUGCUCUGGCUGAUUACUUCGAGGACCUUACAGAUGAAGCUUUCACCGGAGCUGACUACGACGUCGUCUUCUCUAGUGGAGUGCUGACUGUGAAGGUGGGCGGGGACCACGGCACCUAUGUCAUCAACAAACAGACACCAAACAAACAGAUCUGGCUUUCUUCUCCCACCAGUGGACCGAAGCGCUAUGACUGGACAGGUGAAAACUGGGUGUACAUUCAUGAUGGUAUUAGCCUCCACCACCUGCUCUCCAAAGAGUUCUCCAUCAUCUACAAUAAGAAAAUGGACCUCUGUGAUCUGCCCUACUCUUGAGAGCCUCACCUGGAAUCACCUGUCUGUAGUAAAUCUAUUGUGAGUCACUGAACUGUUCGAUCACAUUGGAGCCAAAGACACAAAGUAUUUAGUGUAUGUACAACUCCACAGUACUUUACCAGCAUCAGCCCAUAAUGACAGUCAUCUGCGUGUGAGCUGCUCUGUUGUUAUCUGUAUCCUCUCUAGUAAAAAUCUAUUUCAUGACAAUGUCACAGUUUCACGAAACCCAUGUGGAAUUCAUCCACAUUCAGUCUCCAUGUAAACUCCUCAGUGUCCCUCACCGUUUCCAUGGCAAUCGGUGUUUUCACAUCCGACCGAUACUGUGGUUGAGAAGUUGACAACACCGUAGGCCCCAACAACACUCCAGUUUCUCAACAGUGCUGGAAACCUGUCAGAUGUCGGCUGACGGACAGUUCGUCCCCAUGUUGCUGAUUUGUAUUUAUUUUAUUUGAGUCACCAUGUAAAUGUAAAUAAGAUAGUGUUACUAUUUGAUGCAUUUGACCUGAGUUGGCUUCAAGCUCAUUUUCAUCUGCAGCGACAGAACAGCACUCAUCAAACAUAAUACACAGCAGUAGGUCACACAAGCACACACACACUCCACGUGUGUGUUAGUCAAAUUAAAAUCAGGAACGUUUGUACACAGAGCAGAUUAUUCAGCACAGAGCACACUGGUUGCUGUUCAUAUACAGCACCCUGAAAGACAACAGUACAAGUCUACAUUAGAUUAGCUCUGCCAGGUUGUAGCGUCCCUGUUAAAGUGGAGAGAUUUGGUCGAAAGAUGAAGUGAUUGUAGUGGAAACUAAAAUCCCUCAUGUUGAGAUCUGCAGCUUCUAUAAGAAAAAUAAGUUUUUCUACCAGACGCAGGAACAGUGUUGUGUUUCCUCUCUGAUCUCCAUAAACAAUCUGGGUCCCUCUUUUUAACUUUAUUAAUAUUUUUUAGAAUCAUUUUCCUUCUGCCUUGUCCAUUAUAUGAGUAUUCAAUAAAAGAUUUCAAUCCAA